AUGACUGGUGGUAUUGAUACUGGUAGUACUUCUCAGACUUUAAUUGGAAAAUUAGAUAUAGGUGAUCCAUUAUAUCUGCAUCCAAGUGAUUCAAGUGCAUUGACAAUUGUUAAUAUCAAACUAAAAGGAACAGAAAAUUAUUCUGUAUGGUCUAGUCCUAUGAAACUGGCUUUAGAAGCAAAAAACAAAUAUGGUUUUAUUGAUGGAAAACGUGUUAGGUCUGAGAGUGACUCUGUGUUAGCUAGUCAGUGGGACAGGUGUAAUUCAGUGGUACUUACUUGGUUAUUAAACUCUAUAUCUGAGGAACUUUUCUUAGGACAAGUGUCUUCUAAGCUAGCUUCAGAGGUCUGGACUGAUCUUAAAGAGUCAUUUUAUAGGGUUGAUGGUUCUAUUAAACAAUUUGAUGCUAUGUUGCAUCUUCCUACAUGCUCUUGUCAAGCUGCAAAAGAUUUUAACGAUUUUUCAACUUUAAUAAAAUUAAUGCAGUUUUUAAUGGGACUGGAUGAUGUUUAUCAGUCAGUCAGAACAAAUCUAUUAACAAGAGAACCAUUACCCUCUGUUAAAGUGGCUUUCUCUGUUGUUUCAAGGGAAGAGUCACAUAGAAUGUCUAGUACUGGGUCAAAGACUCAGAAUGUGGCAUUUGUGUCUAGACCAAAUCAAUCUUUUGAUCAAAAGAAAAGAUUUAAUAAAGGCUCUAAUUCAAAUCUAAAAUGCACACAUUGUAAUAUGUUGGGACAUACUGUGGAUAGAUGUUUUGAGAUUAUAGGUUAUCCAUCUGGGUUUAAAAAAAGAAGUAAUAAUAACAAUCAGUCUGGUAAAUCUAAUGUGGCUAGUGGUAAUAAAAGUAAUGCUGUUAAUAAUGUUUCUUCAUCUGUGGGUAGUUCUGGAUUUCCUUUCACCUCUGAACAGAUUGCAAAACUAUUAAGUUUAGUUGGAGAAAAAAGUGUGUCAGAUUCUCAGAAUCCGAAUGUAGGAGGGGCUAGUCAACAUAUGGUUAAAACAGACAAAGAUUUAAUAAAUAGUGUUGAUGUUUCAGAGUUUAACAUAACUGUUAGUCAUCCUAAUGGCACUAAUGUUAAGGUCUUAAAAAUUGGAGAUUUAAAAUUAACAAAUGAGUUAAUAUUAAAAGAUGUCUUCUAUGUUCCAGGGUAUAGUGAUUCCAGUUCAAAGAAAAUCCUGAUGAGUGGUAGUCAAAAUUGUGGCCUGUAUUUUGUAGGCAAUUCUGGUAAUCUGUUUAAUGCUUGUUUUAAUAGUUCUGUUCAGUCUUUUACUUGGCAUAGUAGGUUAGGACAUCCUUCUGAUCAGGUGUUAGCAGUAUUAAAACAAAGUCUUAAAAUUCAUUCAAGUGAACAUGGUCCAUGUGAUAUUUGUCAUAGGGCUAAACAAGUUAGGGUUCCUUUUCCUUUAAGUGAACACAAGUCAAGGGCUGUAGGAGAUCUUAUACACUUAGAUGUAUGGGGUCCUUAUAGAGUGUUUUAUGAACUUGUGUUAACUCAGUUUAAAAAGAAAGUUAAAAUCAUUCGAAGUGAUAAUGGAACAGAGUUUGUAAACAGUCAAAUGAAUAGUUUCUUUAAAACCAAAGUUUCUAACAUACCCGAUGAUGAAGAGGGUACAAAUGGUGCUCAAGAUCCUAUUAGUGAUGAUCAACAACCAUUGUCUCCCUCUACAUCAGCCCCUGUAUCAGGUGCUGAGAUGACUCUGCAAACUGAACAGGAGGGCAGUAGUGGACAGGAUGCAAAUGAGAGGGCAGAGGACACUAUAGGGUCAAAUGUUGAGACCAACCAAUCUGAGGGUAAUACUAGUGUUAGAAAAUCUUCCAGAAAUACUGUUUUACCUAGAAAAUUUGGUGAUUUUGUUGUUGAGGGUAAAGUUAAAUAUGGAGUUGAAAAAGUUGUUAAUUAUGCAAACUUGUCUUAA
Messenger RNA from Helianthus annuus (common sunflower), 1917 nucleotides. RefSeq lists its product as uncharacterized. Lineage: Eukaryota; Viridiplantae; Streptophyta; Magnoliopsida; Asterales; Asteraceae. The transcript is spliced from 6 exons. The record is from RefSeq and is a predicted model, not a curated record. The coding region runs from base 1 to 1917 and encodes 638 amino acids.